Molecule: messenger RNA, 174 nt
Organism: Colletotrichum truncatum
Lineage: Eukaryota; Fungi; Ascomycota; Sordariomycetes; Glomerellales; Glomerellaceae
Source: RefSeq, a predicted model, not a curated record
AUGCGCACUUCUUCCUUCUACACGAUGAUUAUCGCCUCUCUGGCCACGAUGGUUAUCGCAAGCCCAACUCCCCAGGGAAGCGACCCGCACCCCCCUUGCCCUCCCGGCUACGCGUGCUUCAACCCGGCUCCCGAUGGUGGUUGCUAUUCUUGCAAGCCGACUGGCGGCGCCUAA